AUGCCAGUUACACGUCAACAAGUUAAAAGCCACAAGGCCCCUACAGAACAAAUUCCUUCGACGUCAGAGGUAACCGCCGCUUUGGCUACCGAAACUAGGACGGAAACCGACACGGCCUAUACAGCCACGGGAACUGUCACAACGGAAGCAACAGAACAGACAGCGAUUUACAGUACUUCCGUAAUGUCAGCACCCUUUGCUGUGUCACCCUCCGCGACAGUCAAAUCGAAGAUUUCGGCCGCCACUCACUCGAUUACGCCCUCCUUCGUAUCGACUCUGCCCGUCGACGCGAAACAGAUGAACCCUCCGGCUACAGGGGGGGUUCAUACAGUCCAACGUACUCGAGAUACAGAGACCUCUACGGUAAAGAAGGGAACAGUUGACAAACCACAGGUACCUCGGGCCCCCAGUAAGAAGGGGGGAGAGGGACGAUCGAACUACAGCAAGACGAAGGCUCACAAAAUUGCAAAGGCAAAGGAAGAACUGCUGCGCCUUCAGGUGGAACUAGCUGCUGCGCGCCUCGCCGCCUUGGAGACAGAAGAAACAGAUACAGAAAUAGAGGAUUUCGAAGACGAUGGUGUCUCCGUCCACUCCAAUACAGAAGUCAACAAACGAGUGGACAACUGGCUAGACAGUCAACCAGCACGUCCCGUGCUAGCGAUCACUGAUGCACCUGACUACUAUACAGAAGAAUCAGUGGUCAAAGACGCGGAACAACAGAAGCUUCCAGAGGAACACCAAAAGUCUGCACAUCAAUCACCGGCGGGAGUGCAAUCAGGUAUAGCAGAGCUAGCUGCAGCUAUCACAAACGCCGUGAAAGCGGCGCAGCGCCCCAAGUACAUCGAACUGCCUUUCUUUGGUGGAUCACAUCAAGAGUGGCUACCGUUCCGCGCCGCUUAUUAUGAAACUGAAAACAUGUUCAGUACAGUGGAAAACAUAAAUCGUCUGCGACGAAACUUAAAGGGAAAGGCUAAAGAAGCAGUUGAAGGGCUUCUUAUCACCAGCGCGCACCCUACGGAAAUUAUGAAGACCCUAGAAUCGAGAUUCGGAAGACCGGAGUCAAUCGCUAUGACAGAGAUGGAGACGCUCCGUGGACUGCCGCGUCUCACCGAGUCACCACGGGACAUUUGCAUAUUCGCGACGAAGGUCUCUAACGUAGUGGCAACAUUGAAGACACUAAGCUGCGUGAACUAUAUGUAUAACCCUGAAGUUUCGAAGACACUCGUGGACAAACUUACACCUACGCUGCGCUACAGAUUCUAUGACUUCGCAGCAACACAGCCCAAGGAAGACCCAGAUUUGUUGAAGCUGGAUAAAUUCCUCAAGAGAGAAGCGGAGCUGUGCGGACCAUAUGCGCUACCUGAACAAGUGGCCUCACAGACAUCAGCCACUCAACAGAAGAAACCACAGAGGGUACACAACGUCGCAGAGAGGAUGUACACAGCCAAGUGUCCCGUAUGCGCAAAAGAGGGACACAAUUCAACAGAAUGUGAACAGUUCAAGAAUUUGGAUGAAAAUGGAAGAUGGGAUACAGCCAAGUCCAAACGCCUAUGCUUUCGAUGUCUUCGAUACAGAAAUAAAAUGCACAGAUGUCGAGCUAAAGUGUGUGGCAUCAACAGCUGCAAGAAUUACCACCACAAGAUGCUGCACUACAACAAAACAGAAAAGAAAGAAGACAAGGAAGCUACAGAAGUAAUCAAUUCUGCGUGGACGAUUAAAAAGAAGCAAUCAUUUUUGAAAAUUAUCCCAGUGCAAGUUGAAGGACCCAAAGGUACUAUCAACACCUUCGCCUUGUUGGACGAUGGGUCAACAGUGACCUUAAUCGACAACAGCGUGGCCGAAUGCAUCGGAGCGCCAGGACCCGUCGAUCCACUGAAGAUAGAAACCCUAAAUGAUAUGAAGACAUCGGAGUCAACUUCGAGAAGGGUAACCAUUAAAUUGAGAGGUCUCAACGAUUGUGAAGAGCAAAUACAAGCGCGCACAGUAAAGAACCUACAAGUCUCGUCACAGCAGGUUUCAAGAGAAAUGGUGGAUAAAUGCAAACACCUAGCAGAUAUCCGCGAUUAUCUCAUAUAUACAGAUGUGAAGCCAAGAUUGCUAAUUGGUCAAGACAAUUGGCAUCUUCUGCUGACAACAGAAGUGAGAAGAGGAGACAAGAACCAACUGGUGGCCUCUCUCACGCCCCUAGGGUGGGUACUACAUGGCAGUCAGACUCGCACCUUAGGACGCCGUAUUGACUUCGUGUCACACGUCGCAGAAGAAAUAGAAGAUGACCUGGAUAGCCUCGUUAAGCAAUACUUUGAGAUGGACGCACUCUGCAUACAGCCAAAGAAACCAAAAACAGACCCCGAAGAACGCGCGCUACAGAUCCUGGAGAAGACAACCAAAAGGACAGCAGAAGGAAGAUACGAAACUGGUCUUCUCUGGCGUAAAGAAGACGUAACGCUUCCCGAGAACUAUGAAAACUCAUUGAAGCGGCUCUUUAUAAUCGAAAAGAAGAUCGACCGAGACUCCAAGCUGAAACAGAAAUACACAGAUCAGAUGGAAGCUCUUAUCUCGAAAGGAUAUGCUGAACCGGCUCCAAAACAGAAAACAGCAGGCAAGACUUGGUACUUGCCACAUUUCGCAGUGAUCAACCCAAUGAAGCCUGAGAAGCUAAGAGUUGUGCACGACGCAGCAGCGAAGACGAAGGGAGUAGCUCUCAACGAUAUGCUGCUCAAAGGACCUGAUCUUCUACAGUCUUUACCAGGCGUCGUUAUGCGGUUCCGACAGCACAUGAUUGCAGUUACAGCAGAUAUUAAGGAAAUGUUCAUGCAAGUGAAAUUACGAACUGAGGACAGAGAUGCACUUCGCUACCUGUGGCGCGGGAAUCGACGAGAUGACCAACCUCCUGAAGAAUAUAGGAUGACGUCAUUAAUCUUUGGUGCGUCAAGUUCUCCGUCUACAGCGAUUUAUGUAAAGAACUUGAACGCCAAACAGUAUGAAGAAACUCACCCCGAAGCCACAGCUGCCAUUAUACAGAAGCACUACGUUGAUGAUUACUUGGACAGUUUCAGAAGUCUUGAAGACGCAGUGCGCAUCGCGAAGAGCGUGCGUGAAGUGCACUCUAAGGUGAGCUUCGAAUUGAAGCAGUGGAAGUCGAACUCUUCAUACCUACUAGAAGCACUCGGUGAAAAGGAACAAACAGAAGACAAGGAACUCUACGAAUCUGAAAAGAAGACAGAACACGGAAGCAAACCAGACUGCAAGGUAUUCUGGACUGACAGCGAAACAGUACUUACUGGGAUACGGACUGGGUCACGCUCAUACAAACCUUACGAUGCGCAUCGCCUUGCAGCGAUUGAAGAGUCUUCUAAAGUCACCGAGUGGCGCUGGGUUCCAACAAAAUUGAAUGUGGCAGAUGAUGCUACGCGAGACGUUCCCACAAUAUUCAAUAGGAACCACCGCUGGUACAAGGGACCCGACUUUCUCUACGAAACAGAAGCUCACUGGCCAACCGAAGUGUCCACCACAGAUCAAGAAGAACCUGCUGGUGAAGAGAAGAUAAAUCAUGUGACCGAUAAAAGGAAACCAAAACUUGCAAAAGCACUACCAGAAGACUCUUGGUUCUCAAAUCGGAACAAGCUUCGACGCGCAACAGCAGAGGAAACAACAAAGAAAAUGAUCUCCUGGCACUAUAUUCCCACUAAGGCGCGAUCCACUUGGCGAUCUGCGCAAAGGUUGGCUGAUAUUUUUUGGGUACGCUGGGUGAAGGGGUACCUUCCUGGACUUCAACACCGGCGGGAGCCAAACGGACGAGGACCUGCAAUACAAGUCAACGACCUCGUACAAAUAGUUGACCCAAACCUGCCACGCAAUGUAUAG
Messenger RNA from Maniola jurtina (meadow brown), 3864 nucleotides. RefSeq lists its product as uncharacterized. The transcript has a single exon. NCBI's taxonomy places the organism in Eukaryota, Metazoa, Arthropoda, Insecta, Lepidoptera, Nymphalidae. The coding region runs from base 1 to 3864 and encodes 1287 amino acids. The record is from RefSeq and is a predicted model, not a curated record.